Molecule: messenger RNA, 1221 nt
Organism: Scomber japonicus (chub mackerel)
Lineage: Eukaryota; Metazoa; Chordata; Actinopteri; Scombriformes; Scombridae
Gene: ghrhrb
Product: growth hormone releasing hormone receptor b
Exons: 11
Coding region: 1-1221 (406 amino acids)
Biological process (GO): cell surface receptor signaling pathway; adenylate cyclase-modulating G protein-coupled receptor signaling pathway
Cellular component (GO): plasma membrane
Molecular function (GO): G protein-coupled peptide receptor activity; vasoactive intestinal polypeptide receptor activity; peptide hormone binding
Source: RefSeq, a predicted model, not a curated record
AUGAAUGUUUGUCUUCCUGUCUCAGGCUGUCCGACGCUGUGGGAUGACAUGCGCUGCUGGUACCGAGCCGAGGUGGGAGAGGUGGUCAGCGUCUCGUGUGCUAAUGUCUCGCAGCUGUUUGCUGAUAAUCGAGUUUACGUCUACAGGAACUGCACUGAGGGAGGAUGGUCCGAGCUUUACCCAGCGUACGAGGAGGCCUGCGAGUUUGCGGAGGACGAGGCGAUCGAGCCAGAGACAACAUACUUCUCCAACUUCAAACAGGUGUACACAGCUGGCUACGCUACCUCCCUCAUCUCGCUCAUAUCGGCCAUUUUUGUCUUCACUGUGUUCAGGAAGUUUCACUGCACCAGGAACUACAUCCACAUCAACCUGUUCUUCUCUUUCAUCCUGAGAGCGAGCGCCGUCUUCAUUAAAGAUGGAGUCCUCUUCUCUGAUGAAAACCUGGACCACUGCUUCAUGUCGACGACUUCCUGUAAAUCAGCAGUGGCCUUUUUCCAGUUCAGUAUCCUUGCCAACUACUUCUGGCUGCUGGUGGAGGGCAUGUACCUGCAGACGCUGCUGGCGCUCACCUUCGUCUUCCAGAAGAAAUAUUUCUGGUGGUACAUUCUCAUCGGCUGGGGUCUCCCGACUACAAUCAUAACAGCGUGGAUCCUCACUCGAAAGUUCUACGAUAACAAAGGCUGCUGGGAUGACACAGAUGUGGCCUUCAUCUGGUGGAUCAUAAAAGCUCCAAUAACUGCAUCAUUGCUGGUGAACUUCAUCAUCUUCAUCAACGUGAUCCGUAUUCUGGUGCAGAAGCUGAGAUCUCCUGGUGUCGGUGGAAAUGACACCAGCCACUUCAAGAGACUGGCCAAAUCCACUCUGCUUCUCAUUCCUCUGUUCGGGAUGCACUACAUGGUUUUUGCCUUCCUGCCAGAAAACACAGGAACAGAGGCUCGAAUCUUCAUAGAGCUCGGUUUGGGAUCCUUUCAGGGAUUCGUUGUGGCCAUGCUCUACUGUUUCCUAAAUGGUGAGGUGCAGGCAGAGUUAAAGAAGAGGUUUUGGAAGUGGCAGACUCAGAACUACCUGAGGUACAGUAAACGACGCCGUACGCUGUUCACCGAGAGCAGUACGGUCACUCAGAUUUCCGUCCUGGACAAAUCCAGCCCCAAAGAUCAGCCGAGCGCAGAGACGCCCGCCUUCACAAACAUGCUAGCACCCAACAACGUCUCCACAGUCUGA